Aspergillus luchuensis is the source of this 975-nucleotide messenger RNA. RefSeq lists its product as uncharacterized. NCBI's taxonomy places the organism in Eukaryota, Fungi, Ascomycota, Eurotiomycetes, Eurotiales, Aspergillaceae. The transcript has 2 exons. The coding region runs from base 1 to 975 and encodes 324 amino acids. The record is from RefSeq and is a predicted model, not a curated record.
AUGGUAUCUACUGUGGGAAGGCCGGCGCACAUCCAGUUUGCACGCAACGGCACCCGAGGAGGACGGCAUAUGUCUUCACGACCACCCACUGGUCGUCUGACCAUAGAAGAUGCCCUGGCCCCAAUUACAUCCACCGCAGCAAAGACCCGAAAGAAGAGGCAAAUUGCUACCUUCAUAUAUGCAGGGCUUCUGGCAGCCUCCCUAGUGGCCGACAUUUUGGCUCUUUUAUUCUUGACCAGACCCCCUGUUCAGCAGGCGGGAGUGGCCACUCUUCAUUUAAACGGGGAGGGCCUCCUGUCCAAGCGCGGCAAGAAGGCCCAUACCAUGGGCGAGACCUACGUCACAGCAUCAUCGGCCAGCAUAGAUGACAAUAUUGCUGAGACCACCACAGCAGCUAGUAAUAUGCCUCUCCUCACAGCAACCACGGCUCCUGAUCGCCCUGGCAUCUUGACAGGUGAUACGAGUGAAUCCAACUGGAUUUCUAUCGGUACCCAAGCACUGUGCUUUCAGGCUGGUCCAAGCCGUCGGGUGUGUCAUCCGUUCCCGGCAAACCUUUCAACUAUUCUGCCUCCUUCCAUGCAACUCGUGCUGGGGGACUCUGUUUCACAGUUACAAAACUUUGAGCAGUCGGCUGCUGUUACGGCCAGGAGAGGUGCCCGGUCUGUAAUGGCCAUUGGUCUGGUACUGAUAUCUGUUGCCGUGACCCUGGUCCUAAUUUUUUCACGGUGGUCGUGGGCUUGUGUGCACAGGCUGAAGUGGCUCAUGAUGGCAGUUGCCAGUCUGUGCGGCCUGGUAUGCUUCACAGUAUCCUCCGGUGUUCUAGGCACUCUGCAGUCUUCUAUUGAGGAGGAGGUACGUCGUGGCAUUCCGGGUAUUGCUCGGAUGGAAUGGGGAUCCGCGAGCCGGUAUAGCUUAGGGGCCAUGUGUUGUGCUAUUGUGGCUUUUGGCUGCAGCCUUGCAUCCCAGGCUAUAUAA